GAAACUGGACUGGGGAGACCCGCUAACACACCCGCCUUGCGCAUGCACGCUGAGAGAAGGAGGCCAGGCCCCGAGCGAGGUGUAGGGGGUGUGGCCAAAGGGCUGAGGGGGCUCUCGAGCUCGGGGAAGAAAGAUGGCCAGAGAAAGAAUGUAGAGCCAUCAGCCAACGAGGAGAUGUUGCCACCUUCAGGUUUCACUGGGCUGAUUCCCCCCUCCCACUUCCAAGCCAAGCCCCUUCCAACUCUUUCAAGAAUGGCUCCCACGUGGGUCUCAGACAUUCCCCAGGUGCAACCACCAGCCCAUCAGGAUGUCUCAGAGAGGCGACUAGACAUCCAGAGGUCUCCAGUGACCACGUGGGAACAGGGUGUUUCUGGAAAUGGGCAAGGGCCAGGGCGGAGAGGCAGGUCCCUAGAGCAGCAGGGGUCUCAUGCCCUGAGCCAGCAGGCUGAGCUGAUCUUUCAGCAGCUACAAGAGUUGCGGCAGCUAGAGGAUGAAGUCCAGGUCCUGCGGGAGACCUCACUGCAACAAAAGAUGAGGCUGGAGGCCCAGGCCAUGGAACUGGAGGCUUUGGCACGGGCAGAGAAGGCUGGCCGAGCUGAGGCUGAGGGCCUGCGUGCUGCCUUAACUGGGGCUGAGAUUGUACGUAAGAAACUAGAAGAGGAGAGCCAGCAGGAGCUGGAGGAAGUUCAGAGACUGCACCAAGAGCAGCUAUCCUCCUUGACACAGGCUCACCAGGAGGCUCUUUUUAGUUUGACCAACAAGGCUGAGGGCUUGGAGAAGUCUCUGAAUAGUCUGGAAACCAGGAGGGCAAUGGAAGUUAAGGAGCUGACUGUGGCCCAGAAGGAGGCUGAGCUGCUGCGGAAGGAGCUCAGCAAGACACAAGAAGAUUUGACAGCUCAAGUGACCCUGGUUGAGAAUCUGAGGAAAUAUGUAGGGGAACAAGGCCCUUUCGAGACCCCUAGCCAGGCAUGGGAAACAGAGCGACAGGAGCUUCUGGACACUGUGCAGAACUUGGAGGAGGACCGAGAUGGCCUGCAUGCAACCGUGGAACUGAUGCAGGUGCGUGUGCAGAGCCUCAUGCACAUGCUCACCCUGCAGGAGGAGGAGCUGCUCAGGAAGGUUCAACCUUCAGAUUUACUGGAACCUGAGUUCACUAAGAAGUGCCAGUCUCUACUAAACCGUUGGCGGGAGAAGGUGUUUGCACUCAUGGUGCAGCUUAAAGCCCAGGAGCUGGAGCACAGAGACUGUGUGAAGCAGCUGAAGGGACAGAUGGCUGAGCUCCAGGAAAAAGUGACAGCCCAGAGCCAGGAGCAGGCCAUCCUGCAGCGCGCCCUGCAGGACAAAACAGCAGAGGUGGAGGUGGAGCGGACGGGUGCCAAGGCCCUGCAGCUGGAGCUGAGCCGUGCUCAGGAGGCCAGGCGGCGGUGUCAACAGCAGGCAGCCUCGGCUGAGGAGCAGUUGAAGCUUGUGGCUGGUGCUGUCGGCAGCUCUCAGAUCUGCUUCCAGAACACUCUGACUAAGGUGGAACAGGCUAUAGCCCGGCUUCCCAGCCUCAGCAACCGACUUAGCUAUGCUGUCCGCAAGGUCCACACCAUUCAGGGCCUGAUGGCUCGAAAACUGAUUCUGGCCCAGCUGCGCCUGGAGAGCUGCCCUCCACCUCCACCCCCUCCCCCACCUCCACCCCCACCUGACAUAGAUUUAAACCUUGAGUUGGAGCAGCUGCGGGAAGAACGGAAUCGCCUGGAUUCAGAACUGCAGCUGAGUGCCCAUGUCAUCCAGCAGGAAGUGGGCCGGGCCCGGGAGCAAGGGGAAGCAGAGCGGCAGCAGCUGAGCAAGGUGGCCCAGCAGCUGGAGCAGGAACUACAGCAAACCCAGGAGUCUCUGGCCAGCCUAGGACUACAGUUGGAAGCAGCUCGCCAGGGCCAGCAGGAGAGCACUGAAGAGGCUGCCAGUCUCCGAAAGGAGCUGACUCAGCAGCAGAAGAUCUAUGGGCAAGCUUUGCAAGAGAAGGUGGCUGAGGUGGAGACUCGACUUCGGGAACAGCUCUCAGACACAGAGAGGAGACUGAACGAGGCUCGGAAGGAGCAGGCCAAGGCUGAGGUGUCUCUGCGCCAGAUCCAACGUAAAGCCACUAGAGAAAAGGAGCGGAACCAGGAGCUCAGGCGUCUGCAGGAUGAGGCCCAGAAGGAGGAGGGGCAGCGGCUGACCCAGCGAGUGCAAGACCUGGAGAGGGACAAGAACAUCAUGCUGGCCACCUUGCAGCAGGCGGGUCUCCUCUCCCAUUACAAGCAGCAGCGACUGUUGGCAGUUCUUCCCUCUAUACUGGAUAAGGAGAAAUCUGUGGAGUCCAGCCCCAGGCCUCCCGGAUCCUCAAUACCACCGGCAGCAGCUCUGUCUUCCAGGGGGCCCACAAAAGAGUCCCUCUCUGUCCUGCUUGAUAGUCUACAGGGCCUGAGUGAGGCCAUUUCCAAGGAGGAAGUUAUUUGUCAAGGAGACAACCAGAAUUCUGCUCCAGUCCACAUCUGAGCAGCUACAGCUGAGAGCUGGAGGUGAAGCCUGCCCAAGGGCUGAAUCCCCAGAAAGAUCCUGGAGAAUGGGUGGGGGCCAGCCCAGUCUACUUCCCCUUCCAGCCUCACAGACACCAACUUCCUCUAAGUCUAAAUUCUCCUGCACUAAAUAAAGAUGACUCCACUUGAA
Messenger RNA from Marmota flaviventris (yellow-bellied marmot), 2697 nucleotides. It is a transcript of the gene Cchcr1, whose product is annotated as coiled-coil alpha-helical rod protein 1. Gene Ontology annotation, biological process: cell differentiation; protein export from nucleus. Gene Ontology annotation, cellular component: centriole. The record is from RefSeq and is a predicted model, not a curated record. NCBI's taxonomy places the organism in Eukaryota, Metazoa, Chordata, Mammalia, Rodentia, Sciuridae.